GUGACCGAGCAGAAGUCACUCUCCUCUCGCUCGACUUGACGCGACAGGCAGCCAGCCAGCAAGUCAACCAGGCCAGCAAAGAUAUAUAGUUAGUAGCAGAGACACUCCUCUAUCGUAGAUGUAUUCUAUAUGCUCUGGAAAAAGCAGAGUCGAGCUGUGUCGUUUCGGCAGAUCCGGCUUUUGAAGUAAAGUGAAACGUAGUCGUCUUAAUUUAUUCAGUGCUUUCGUGUUAUUUAUAAAACAUUUUUCGUUGAUAUUAUCUCUUGUGGAUUUAUAAACGUUCAUUGUGUCAUGUGUUAUGAACUUAGGUUUUGAAUGGGUGAUUGAAAUAUGAAUGUUUGAAAACUUCUGUGAUUGGUGUAAGGAGCGUGAGGAUAUAAUUUUUGUUGCAUAUUUUUUAGUUUUUAUUAGAAACAAAACAUCGCUUAAGACACAAACACCAUCUUAAAAACCUGAAGUAAAGGAAAAUCUACAAGUACUAAAAUCUUCCAUUUCUAUGUGAUUGUUACACGUUUGUGGUUUUUAUAUCGAAGAAGAAAAAAAGAGAAGCAAAUAAUAAAGAAAGAAAAUUCUGUGAAACAACAACUGAGAGUGCCGGGCUCGGAAACGUGAUAAAGAGAGAAAAUAUCUUUCAUUCCAGAGCUGUUUCAAGCAGACUUGCUCCACGGGAAGAAACAGUGAACGGAAUAGCAGAAAAUCAACUCAGUGACUUGUUUCUUUAAUCAAAACUCCUUCGUUCAGUCAGCUCGUGGACGGUAAGAGGAAGAAGCGACGGUAGUAAUAUUAACAACAAUAACACGGUUCAAGUUGGAACACUUGCCUUCAGUUGGAUUUUCUUUCGGUUGAAAAUCGAAGCACUCCUCCACUACCGGCAAGAUGGCAGAUGAUUUGCGAGAUCGUAACGAUCCGGAGUUGAAGUACCUUUCGGUCGAGCGAAACUCCUUCAACGAUCCGGCCACGCAAGCCGAGUGGACACAGAAGCGGCUGGUUUGGGUGCCGCACGAAACACAGGGCUUUGUCGCAGCCAGCAUCAAAGGAGAACGAGGCGAUGAGGUGGAGGUGGAGCUGGCCGAAACCGGCAAGCGCAUCCUUGUGCUCAAGGAUGACAUUCAAAAGAUGAACCCGCCAAAAUUCGACAAGGUCGAGGAUAUGGCCGAGCUCACCUGUCUGAACGAAGCGUCCGUGCUGCACAACAUCAAGGAUCGAUACUACUCCGGAUUGAUCUAUACAUAUUCCGGCCUGUUCUGCGUGGUGGUCAAUCCGUACAAAAAAUUACCCAUCUAUACCGAGAAGAUUAUGGAAAAGUAUAAAGGCAUCAAACGGCAUGAGGUGCCGCCACAUGUAUUCGCAAUCACAGACACCGCGUACAGAUCGAUGCUGCAAGACCGCGAAGACCAGUCCAUCCUGUGUACCGGUGAGUCGGGCGCUGGCAAGACCGAGAACACAAAAAAGGUGAUACAGUAUUUGGCGUACGUGGCCGCAUCAAAACCGAAGGGAUCCGUAGCGGCACCAUCACCAGCACUUAUUAUCGGAGAACUAGAACAACAGCUGCUACAGGCAAACCCGAUCCUGGAAGCCUUCGGUAAUGCCAAAACCGUUAAGAACGAUAAUUCGUCACGUUUUGGUAAAUUCAUUCGGAUAAACUUCGACGCCUCCGGGUACAUUUCCGGUGCCAACAUCGAAACGUAUUUGCUGGAGAAAUCCCGUGCCAUUCGCCAAGCGAAAGAUGAACGUACAUUCCACAUAUUCUACCAGCUGCUGGCGGGAGCUUCGCCCGAGCAGCGCGACAAAUUCAUCCUGGACGAUAUGAAAACGUAUCCGUUCCUGUCGAACGGAAACCUGCCGGUGCCCGGCGUGGACGAUCAUAUGGAAUUUCAGGCCACUGUCAAGAGUAUGCACAUUAUGGGCAUGACAGAGGACGAUUUCAAUUCGAUCUUCCGUAUCGUUAGCGCGGUGCUGCUGUUUGGUUCGAUGAAAUUCAAACAGGAGCGCAGCUCCGAUCAGGCCACCCUGCCGGAUAACACUGUCGCACAAAAGAUCGCUCACCUGUUGGGGCUGAGUGUUACGGAUAUGACCAAGGCAUUCCUGACACCGCGAAUCAAGGUGGGCCGGGACUUUGUCACCAAGGCACAAACGAAGGAGCAAGUCGAGUUUGCAGUGGAAGCCAUCGCUAAGGCUUGCUACGAAAAGAUGUUCAAGUGGUUGGUGAAUCGAAUCAACCGAUCGUUGGAUAGAACCAAACGUCAGGGAGCUUCCUUUAUCGGUAUUCUUGAUAUGGCUGGUUUUGAAAUCUUCGAACUGAACUCGUUCGAACAAUUGUGCAUUAACUACACGAACGAAAAGUUGCAACAGUUGUUUAAUCACACUAUGUUCAUUCUUGAGCAAGAGGAAUAUCAGCGGGAAGGUAUUGAGUGGAAGUUUAUCGAUUUCGGACUUGAUCUGCAGCCCACUAUUGACCUGAUUGAUAAGCCGGGUGGUAUCAUGGCACUGUUGGACGAAGAAUGCUGGUUCCCUAAAGCAACCGAUAAAACAUUCGUAGAGAAGUUAGCAACAGCUCACACAAUGCAUCCUAAAUUUAUGAAGACCGAUUUCCGUGGCGUUGCUGAUUUUGCCGUGGUACACUAUGCGGGCAAAGUCGAUUACUCAGCAACGAAGUGGUUGAUGAAGAACAUGGAUCCGUUGAACGAAAACAUCGUAUCGCUGCUGCAGGGAUCGCAAGAUCCGUUUGUGGUUCAAAUCUGGAAGGAUGCCGAGAUUGUCGGAAUGGCUCAGCAAGCUCUGACUGAUACUCAGUUUGGCGCCAGGACACGCAAAGGUAUGUUCCGAACCGUGUCCCAUCUGUACAAGGAACAGCUGGCCAAACUGAUGGAUACGCUACGCAAUACCAAUCCGAACUUUGUUCGGUGUAUCAUUCCGAAUCACGAAAAGCGUGCAGGAAAAAUCGAUGCUCCGCUUGUUUUGGAUCAACUCCGGUGUAACGGUGUUCUCGAAGGUAUUCGUAUUUGUCGACAAGGUUUCCCAAAUCGUAUUCCCUUCCAAGAGUUCCGUCAGCGCUACGAAUUGCUCACUCCGAAUGUCAUCCCGAAAGGUUUCAUGGACGGUAAGAGGGCUUGCGAGCAGAUGAUUAAAGCCCUCGAACUGGACAACAAUUUGUAUCGGAUAGGACAGUCGAAGAUAUUCUUCCGCGCUGGAGUGCUAGCUCACCUCGAAGAGGAGCGUGAUUACAAAAUCACUGAUUUGAUUGUAAACUUCCAAGCAUACUGCCGAGGUUUCCUGGCCCGUCGUAACUACCAGAAACGUCUACAGCAGCUGAAUGCCAUUCGUAUCAUUCAAAGAAACUGUGCUGCCUAUCUGAAACUGCGCAAUUGGCAGUGGUGGAGAUUGUAUACCAAGGUCAAACCACUGCUCGAAGUUACCAAACAGGAGGAAAAACUUGUGCAGAAAGAAGACGAACUGCGCCAGAUUCGCGAUAAGUUGGAUAACUUAUCCAAGAGCUCCCAGGAAUACGAAAAGAAAUUCCAGGUAGUGCUGGAGGAAAAAACACAUUUGGCCGAGCAACUGCAAGCCGAAAUCGAAUUGUGUGCCGAGGCAGAAGAAGGCCGAGCUCGCUUAGCCGCCCGUAAACAAGAACUGGAAGAGCUAAUGCAAGAUCUGGAAGCUCGCAUCGAAGAGGAAGAAGAACGCGUCAAUGCCUUAACCAGCGAAAAGAAGAAGCUCCAAAUUAACAUCCAGGACUUGGAGGAACAACUCGAGGAAGAGGAAGCUGCCCGUCAAAAGUUGCAACUCGAAAAAGUUCAGCUGGACGGAAAACUAAAAAAGAUGGAAGAAGACAUCGCCCUAACCGAGGACCAGAAUUCGAAGCUUCUCAAGGAGAAGAAAAUUCUCGAAGAACGUGCCAACGACUUAUCGCAAACUCUUGCCGAAGAAGAAGAGAAAGCCAAACAUCUCGCCAAGCUGAAAGCGAAACAUGAGUCUACCAUCGCCGAACUGGAGGAACGCUUGCUCAAGGACCACCAGCAGCGUCAAGAAUCGGACCGCUCGAAGCGAAAAAUCGAAACCGAAGUCGCCGAUUUGAAGGAGCAGAUCAACGAGCGCGGUAUGCAAAUCGAAGAAAUGCGCCAGGCAUUGUUCAAACGCGAGGAGGAACUUGCUCAGGCCCUGGUACGUGUCGAUGAAGAAUCGGCCGCAAAGGCUGGCGCCCAGAAAGUACAGCGUGAGUUGGAGUCCCAGCUGGCGGAGAUACAGGAGGACUUGGAAGCGGAGAAGCUGGCUCGUUCGAAGGCCGAAAAACAGAAGCGCGAUUUGAACGAAGAACUGGAAGCACUCAAGAAUGAGCUACUGGACUCGUUGGACACCACUGCCGCUCAACAAGAGUUGCGCUCCAAGCGCGAGCAAGAGGUUGCCACACUGAAGAAAACCUUGGAAGAUGAAGCCGCCAAUCAUGAAGGUCUAAUGUCCGACACACGCCAUAAACACGCUCAGGAGCUUUCGUCUAUCAACGAGCAGAUGGAAAAUAUGAAAAAACUAAAGGCCAGCCUGGAGAAGGCGAAGCAAACCUUGGAAGCGGAGAACGCCGAUUUGGCUACCGAUUUGCGAAACGUAAACCAGUCGCGACAGGAAAACGAUCGCCGUCGGAAGCAAGCGGAAUCACAGGUUGCCGAACUGCAGGUUAAACUGGCCGAAGUAGAUCGUGCACGGGUCGAACUACAGGAGAAAGUUAGCAAGCUGCAGCAGGAGACCGAUGUUAUCACCCAGCAGUUGGACACAGCCGAGCUCAAGGCCUCCGCUGCUAUCAAGAGUGCUAGUAACAUGGAGAGUCAGCUAACGGAAGCCCAACAGUUGCUGGAGGAGGAAACCCGCCAGAAGUUGGCUCUUAGCUCCAAACUGCGACAGUUGGAGAGCGAAAAGGAGGCACUCCAGGAACAGCUGGAAGAGGACGAAGAGGCAAAGAAGAACUACGAAAAGAAGUUGGCCGAAUUGAACUUCACCAUUCAGGAUAUGAAGAAACGUUCAGAGGAAGAUUCUGACCUUGCUAAGGAGCUUGAAGAGUCCAAGAAAAAGAUGAACAAAGACCUCGAAGUUCUUCAGCGGCAGAUUCAGGAGCUGCAAGCCACGAACGAUCGCUUGGACAAGAGCAAAAAGAAGAUCCAGUCUGAGUUGGAAGAUGCUACCAUCGAAUUGGAAACCCAACGCACCAAGGUACUUGAGCUGGAGAAGAAACAGAAGAAUUUCGAUAAGGUGUUGGCCGAGGAGAAAGCAGUCAGCGAACAGCAUGCCCAGGAACGGGAUGCAGCCGAACGGGAAGCCCGUGAAAAGGAAACCAAGGUUCUAUCGCUGACGAGAGAGCUGGACGAAGCGUACGAAAAGAUUGACGAUCUGGAAGUCAAACGCAAAGCCCUGCAAAACGAGCUAGAUGAGUUGGCUAAUACACAGGGUACAGCCGACAAGAAUGUUCAUGAGCUGGAAAAAGCUAAGCGUGCUCUGGAAAGUCAGCUGGCUGAAUUGAAGGCACAAAAUGAGGAACUGGAAGACGACCUGCAGCUCACGGAAGACGCCAAGCUACGGCUGGAGGUUAACAUGCAAGCUCUGCGUGCACAGUUUGAGCGAGAUGUUCAAGCAAAAGAAGAACAAUCGGAAGAGAAACGGCGAGGUUUGGUUAAGGCUCUCCGAGACUUGGAAACCGAAUUGGACGAAGAGCGCAAACAGCGAGCGGCUGCCGGUGCAGCUAAGAAGAAACUCGAAGGUGACCUUAAGGACAUUGAGGCGACUCUAGAAAUGAACAACAAAAUCAAGGAAGAUGCUCUUAAACAGGCCAAGAAGCUACAAGCGCAAGUAAAAGAUGCCAUUCGGGAUGCAGAGGAAGCUAAAGCCGCUAAGGAGGAGUUGGCUGCAGUCAGUAAAGAAUCAGAGCGUAAAGUAAAGGCUUUGGAAGCCGAAGUAAUGCAACUGUCGGAAGACUUUGCUAGCUCAGAACGUGCCAGACGAGCGGCAGAAGCCGAACGCGAUGAAUUGUUGGAAGAAAUCAACUCCAACUCAAACAAGGGUUCACUGAUGAUAGACGAAAAGCGACGGCUAGAGUUACGAAUCGCCGGCUUGGAAGAGGAACUUGAAGACGAACAAUCUCAGAACGAACUGCAUGUCGACCGGCUCCGUAAGGCACAACUACAGAUCGAUCAGCUGUCGACCGAGCUGCAGGCUGAAAAGGGCAACUCCCAGAAAUACGAGAACGUUAAAACAGGUCUCGAACGUCAGAACAAGGAACUGAGAGCUAAACUAUCGGAACUAGAAACUGCACAGCGCACGAAGGUGAAAGCAGCCAUGGCAAGUUUGGAGGGUAAAAUUGUCAACCUUGAGGAGCAGUUGGAAAAUGAAGCCAAGGAAAGGCUUGCGGUUCAAAAGUCCAACCGCAAGCUCGAAAAGAAGAUCAAGGAGCUUACAAUGAACAUCGAAGAUGAGCGAAGACACGCUGAUCAGUACAAAGAGCAGAUCGAAAAGAUGAACAACCGCAUGAAGAUUCUGAAACGAAACUUGGAUGAGGCGGAAGAGGAAAUACAGAAGGAAAAGACUCAGAAACGCAAGGCGCUGCGUGACUACGAAGACAUGAUCGAAAGCCAUGAUGCGCUUUCGCGUGAAGUUAAUUCGCUCAAGACAAAAAUUAGACGCGGCGGCAUCGGUGUAAGUUCAUCCAGAUUGACCACGCCGAAGCGCGAGAAUGACUCCAUCGUCCAGGAUGAAUCACUCGAUGGCGAAGACAACAGUAACUGACCGACGAUCACGUCUUCCAAAUAUCUAUCCAACUACUACUAGUGAAGUGAGUGGUCAACAGGGGAAUUACAGGAGUGCGUAAUUAAACGACGAAUCAUUUUUGGAAUUGUUUUAGUCAGAAUAGGCCAGCCGUCAAAGCAAGCAAGCAGCAGCAGCAGCAGUAGCAGCAGAAUCGCGCGAAAUGAGCGAACGAGAACGAGUGUCGUUUUUAUCUAAAAAAAAUCAAUAAAAUCAACAAAAAACUUUACGUGAAUGUGUGAAUGAACAACCGAUUCGAUGACGCGAAUAAAACCUUCAUUGUUGUAAUAAAGCUUUCCUAUGCUUCGCAUCCUGGUUACGAAAUGUGAAGUGAAGCACAGAAAAGUUUUCCGUUUUCCCCUAUUUGCAUAUAUUUAGAAUCAAGAUAUGAAAUAGCAGUCGGAUUGUAGAAGCUCCCACAAAUGAGUAGGUUGAAAAGUGCAGCAAAAAACCCGUAUUUAGUGAAUAAGUGAAUAACAAUUUCCUGAGUUAAAAAAAAGUAAGAAAAUAAUAAAUGAACAGGAAAUCAACAAAUAAGCAAACUCCAACUACCAGUUCACAAACACACACUCUAACCUACUACAGCAUGUAUCAAAUCUACGUUCAUUGAGCCACACAAAGCAAUGUUAGUAUUCGAAUAAAACAGAAUUAAAGCUGAUGAGAAGAUGAUGAAGCUCGAAGACGGCGAGCGAGACGGACGAGUAGGACUAAAAUAAAUACAUUUUUAGCAAAGUAGAAUGGAUGCAGGAUGUUUUUAUACUAUCAAAAUGCGAGAGGAAAAAUCAUAACAAAUAAACUGCGCAGCAUUUAGAUUCGUUUAUAUAUGUUACGAAAAUUUAUUGUUUUUAAUGAAUAUUAUUAAAAAAUCCAUUCUUCACUUUUUUUUGUCGUAAAUAUGAUUAAGUUUCAACAUAACUAUCCCACUCUCGUUUGAUUCCGAUUAAAAACUCUUCAGAAAAACACACAGACACAUGCAUACAUACACACGCAUUGCAAAAGUACGCCACAUUUCAAGAAAAUAAUUCCAUGUUUAGUUUGUUCAGAGGAAACGAAUCAAACAAGCGAAAAAAUCUGUAGCUGCCUAAGAAGUAAACUUCGCUUUUUUAUUAUAUACUAUUGAUUAACAAGAAGGGAAACCUCUAGUUGAAAUCAGAACCGUUGAAUAAAAAAAAUAUUGCUGAUAAAA
Sabethes cyaneus is the source of this 7969-nucleotide messenger RNA. RefSeq names its product myosin heavy chain, non-muscle (gene zip). The record is from RefSeq and is a predicted model, not a curated record. NCBI's taxonomy places the organism in Eukaryota, Metazoa, Arthropoda, Insecta, Diptera, Culicidae. Gene Ontology annotation, molecular function: cytoskeletal motor activity; ATP binding; actin filament binding. Gene Ontology annotation, cellular component: myosin complex. Bases 877 to 6765 code for a protein of 1962 amino acids. The transcript has 13 exons.